CCCUUCCUCAGCUGUGACUGCACCAGAGCCACUAGCACACUUGGACCAUGGACCCUGGGGAAUGCACUUGUAUGUCUGGAGGUAUCUGCAUCUGUGGAGACAACUGCAAAUGCACAACUUGCAACUGUAAAACAUGUCGCAAAAGCUGCUGUCCCUGCUGCCCCCCUGGCUGUGCCAAGUGUGCCCGGGGCUGCAUCUGCAAAGGGGGCUCAGACAAGUGCAGCUGCUGUGCCUGAAACCCACUCA
Molecule: messenger RNA, 246 nt
Organism: Castor canadensis (American beaver)
Lineage: Eukaryota; Metazoa; Chordata; Mammalia; Rodentia; Castoridae
Product: metallothionein-4
Biological process (GO): cellular response to zinc ion; detoxification of copper ion; cellular response to copper ion
Cellular component (GO): nucleus; cytoplasm
Molecular function (GO): metal ion binding
Source: RefSeq, a predicted model, not a curated record